AUGCAACGUCAACAACAGGAGAGACGUCGAGCCAAGACGAGGAAAAGGAGGCCCAAGCCGAAUCCGAAGCCCAAGCAGCAGCAGAGGCAUAAAGUAAAUGCGGAAGCUCUUGCUGCUGCCAGCGCCAGUCGAUCCGGCCAUUUACAGCGCGAGAUUCAAGCCGCCAGAACGCGCGAGCUUGCUCGGAAGUGGAAGCGGCGUGCGGGCGCCGACGCCUCACACAAUGCAGCGGCAGAUCCACAAAUCAAGGCCCUGGAGACGCACUUGAACAUGCUCUUCGACGAGUACUGCGACGCGUUCCAGCCGGUGAUGAAGAACGACCCUACCAACAACGGCUCGGCGCAGACCAUCCCGUCGCUCAAGCGCACGCUCAGCGGCGGCGCGGCCAGCAGCGUGGGCCAUGGCCACGCCGGCGGGCUGGCGAGCCACCUGGGCGUGGGCAUGAACAACAUGAACUCGAUCCCGUCCGUGCUGCACGCGACGCCCAGCACGAACCCGCCGCAGAUGCUGCGCGCCGUGACCUCCUCGGGCGUGUACAACCGCCCGUCGGGCAACUCGGCCUUCCGCGCGGGAGGGGCCACGAGCGGCGGCCUCUCGAGCGGCGUGGGCGGCGGCUCCUCCGUGGCCAGCACCAACGUCAGCGCCACGACCGCCACGCGCAGCGUGUCCCAGUCGUCCACCAUGCAGGACUGGAGGAUGUACCUGACCAUCGAGGAGCGCCAGGCCGUGCGCUCCAAGAUCCGCGACGCCUACACGAGUCGCUGCACGACCUACGAGGACCUGCUGCAAGUGGCUUGUGCUAUUGAGGAGGAGCUGCUGCACAUUUCGGCGCCGUCGCGUCUCGACUACUUCAAGAGUGGCUUCGAGUUCGAGAACCGCGUCAAGCUCAAGAAGGACCAGUUGCAGGGCCAGCUCGCCGCGUUGGACGCCAAGCGGCGGUCGUCGGGCGGGCAGCAGCAGCAACAGCAGCAGUCGCAGCAGGGGAGCUCCGGCAGCGGCAACAGUGGCAACAAAGCAGUAGGAUCCGCCAAGAAGCAGAGGAAUUAA
Molecule: messenger RNA, 1047 nt
Organism: Phytophthora sojae
Lineage: Eukaryota; Oomycota; Peronosporomycetes; Peronosporales; Peronosporaceae
Exons: 3
Coding region: 1-1047 (348 amino acids)
Source: RefSeq, a predicted model, not a curated record